Molecule: messenger RNA, 1272 nt
Organism: Pollicipes pollicipes
Lineage: Eukaryota; Metazoa; Arthropoda; Thecostraca; Pollicipedomorpha; Pollicipedidae
Exons: 6
Coding region: 1-1272 (423 amino acids)
Molecular function (GO): protein dimerization activity
Source: RefSeq, a predicted model, not a curated record
AUGAAGAUAUCAAAACAGUCCAGCAUCAGCUUGUUCUUUGACAAAUGGGACGAGGAGGCCGGAAAUGUCAUUCGGUUUUUGACGACCGUGGCGCAGCACGAUCCCGUACUGAAGCGGUGGCUCGCCCGGCGCAAGGAGAGCCGGAUGCACUUCACCAGCCCAGAGGCACUGGCGGAGGUGCAGCGGCAGCUGGCUCAUGCCGUGAUCAGGAGGGUGGUGGACGAAUGCUACGACGGCGCUGCCAACAUGGCCGGCGCUUUCCGAGGCGUGCAGGCCAGAGUGAAGGCGGUAGAGCCGCGCGCAGUGUUCGUCCACUGCACGGCCCACCGCCUGAACCUGGUCUGUCAGGAGGCACUGAACGGCAUGCGAGAGGUCCGGGACGCCAUCCAGGAGCGAGGCGUGCCUCCGGCGUUCCUGACCUCCGUGGUCAAGCAGUACGGGCCCCUGGUGACCAGCGUUAAUGAGCUCGCGGACGAGGCUAAGGUGACCACACCCGCCAUGCGCACUAUGCAGGGACAGUCGCAGUCGGUGUCUGCCAACCUGGGGGUUGCACGUGCUGUCAGGGAUGUCGUCCUGUCCCAGCGUGACCGCUUCGAACGCCUUUGGGCGGAGCUGACGUCCGACGCGGAGCGCCUGGGAGUGGGGUGUCCCGGGCUGCGACGCCCGCUUCGACCACCUCGGCGACUGGACGGGGGCUCCGAGCCGCACCAGCAUGCCUGUCCCAAAGGCCGUUACCGCCAGGCGUACUGCGAAGCCGUCGACUGGUUGGCCGGCUCCAUCAGCGGUCGGUUCGACUCAGAUGAGCCCACUCUAGCCACGGCCGAAAAAGCGCUCCUUACGGCGGAAGAGGACGCGCUGGUGGCAACCGCCACCUUCUACAACCUGGACCUGGAGCGACUCCGCCUCCACUGCCAGAUGUUGGUGGAUGUGGCGUCAAGCCAGAGAAAGGCACCACUGACCUCCCUCGACGACGUGGUGGCCCUACUGAGCGAUGAGGGCCUGCGGCAGGUGCUGCCAGCCGCUACCUCGCUGCUGCGUUUGGUCCUGACCGCCCCAGCAACAUCGUGCACGGCAGAGCGGGCGUUCAGUCUUCUUCGUCGGCUGAGGGGAUGGCUGCGCUCUACCCUAGGCCAAGAACGGCUAAAUCACGCCGCAGUGCUGGCCACAUACCCAGACAUGGUGGACGCCCUGGAUCUACAGGCCGAACUGAAGCAGCUCGCCUCAGCGUCAAGGUCAGCAGCAGUGGCGGCCGACCUCAGGUGGGUGACAUAG